Quercus robur (English oak) is the source of this 1476-nucleotide messenger RNA. RefSeq lists its product as uncharacterized. Bases 1 to 1476 code for a protein of 491 amino acids. NCBI's taxonomy places the organism in Eukaryota, Viridiplantae, Streptophyta, Magnoliopsida, Fagales, Fagaceae. The transcript has a single exon. The record is from RefSeq and is a predicted model, not a curated record. Gene Ontology annotation, molecular function: zinc ion binding; nucleic acid binding.
AUGGACGAAACAGUCCUAAAUGACCUCCAAAAACUCAAACUAACCAAAGAAGAAGGAGAAGAAAUCUGCAUCACAAGCAAAACCCAAAGUAACCUCCUUGAAGAAUGUUCUUUAAGCCUUUUUGGAAAGCUUCUUUCAGAUCGCCACCAGAAUAGCCGUGCUCUCAAGAAUACUCUCAGAAUGGCAUGGAAGUUGGGAUCUGAUCUACGGAUAGUGGAUGUAGGUAAUGGUAUUUGGCAGUUUAAGUUCAGCUCUAGAUUUCAAAUGGAAUGGGUCGAAAAGAGUGGCCCGUGGAAUUUUGAAAACAAUUUGCUCCUUUUAUGUCGCUGGAGAGCGGGCCUUACCUCAACAAACAUUAUCUUUACUCACUCUCCUUUCUGGGUCCAAGUAUGGGGCCUUCCCUUUGAGUUUAUGAAUGAGGAAGUAGGCAAAGAUAUAGGAGGCACAAUAGGAAAUUUCCUUGAGGUGGAUAAACGAUCCUGGCAGUCCGAUCAAGCAAAGUACAUGCGCAUUAAAGUCGAAGUUCAGCUGGACAAACCUCUUCGUAGAGGAGGUUUCGUUUCCAGUCCAGAGAGUGGGAAGCAUUGGGUUUAUUAUAAGUAUGAGAGGAUUCCUAUGCUUUGUUUCAGGUGUGGUAAGAUCGGGCAUGAUGUUAAGCAUUGCUUGGAAGCGACGGUAGAGCAUGAGACAGGCAACCAAUACGGUGACUGGAUGAGAGCGGGCUGGGAUUCAAAAUGGGGACCAAGCAGAUCCCGGACCACCAGUAGUGAAGGUAGAACCGCAGCGGCAGACGGCACUGAUGUUGCUAGAAUGCGCGCCUCUGCAAACAUCCUGGGCAUGGUUGAGCCUAACAGCCUCAGUGAAACAAAUGGGUCAAACACAAACCCAGCUUUGGGGUCCGCCCAAGGGGUUUCCCCUGCAAAAAAUCUGUCCUCUCUGCUCCUACAGACGGCGGAUUCUCAGGAUGGAUGGGACAAGACUGAAAAUUUGAAUUUGAAGCGUAGGGAGAAAGCUAAAGGGAUUUCAUGUGACAGUAGCAUUAAGGAAAUACCACAAAGCUCUCUGAACCCAAAAGAAGAAAAGCAAGAUGAGCACUCUGCUGUGGGCCAAGCGCAAGAGAUAAAAGGAAAAGCCCAUGAAGCUACUAGCCCACUAAGGCAAAAAUUGGACCGCAAGUGCAAAGGUGUGGCCACUCCUUCUGUGCAAGGCCCUACUAAAGAUACCCAACAAAAGAAAAAGCCCAAUAUGAAGAAAAUAGCUAGACAAGUGGCCCAGCAUCAAACACAGGCCUUAGACACAGAAAUGUUUAAUUCAGAUGUGAGACUGGGAUCCAAAAGGCUAGGUACGUUUGAAUAUUUAGAAGUUGAAGAAAACAGAGCUCAAAAACGUUUAUUCACUGCUCUCUCUCCCCCUCACUCUUCCCCCCUUGAUAAUAUAUCGGCGGUGGCUGCCUUGCAGCACCGCCGGGAGCAAUGA